Alosa sapidissima (American shad) is the source of this 822-nucleotide messenger RNA. RefSeq lists its product as uncharacterized. The transcript is spliced from 7 exons. The record is from RefSeq and is a predicted model, not a curated record. The coding region runs from base 1 to 822 and encodes 273 amino acids. Lineage: Eukaryota; Metazoa; Chordata; Actinopteri; Clupeiformes; Clupeidae.
AUGGAAGUUCAAGAGACGCAGACAUACAACCAGCUCCCCAUCACACACAUUCCAGAGGCACUGGUACCCACUCCAGAGGCACUGGUACACACUCCAGCACCCGAGAACAGAGUUCAGUAUGUAGUAGUUAAUCCUGGAGUGCAGGAUCCUCAGGGCCAGGUGCUUCUCUUCCCAACCCCUUCUCCAACACUCAGCAGCAUCACCCAAGAGCCUCUGCAGCCAGACCCCCAGGGACAGGUGCUGAGUGUGUGGACUGAUCCUCUUUUAGUGCCCCUCCUCCCUGCUGUGGAGCCUGUUCUGACUAAUCCGAUGUUUUUCCCAGUAUGGUCUCAGCCUGGACCCUCUGCAGACCAAAACACACAGGCACAGGCCCUUUUCCCAUCAUGGACAACUUCAUCCACAUCAGAGUCAGACUCCGAGAGCUCAGAAGAGGGAGCUAUACCACCUGUGAUCUAUAUGCUCCCUGUCAGUGUUGAGAUGCCCAAUGCCGAUCUGUCACAACAAGGCCAGGGUGCCCCUGAGGACCCAGAGGGCCUGUUGCUCCCCACUGUGCCCACCGACUCACCCACCUUUGCCCACUUAGGCGCAGCAGCACCCAACACCACUCUCACUCCAGCACUCACAGGGGUAACUGGACCAGGGACAAAUGCCCCAGAUCUGCCAGCAGGGGUGCAGCAGGAGGCAAGGGGGAAGAGUGGGGUAAAGGAGGCCCACAGUCCCUGUGCCCCAGAGUCGGCCAUCGUUGGCACACAGAAAGAGACUGCGGGGAGGACGGAGUCCCUUACACUCACACACAUCGCGUCCAGAGGAGAUGGAGCCUGA